Molecule: messenger RNA, 383 nt
Organism: Suillus fuscotomentosus
Lineage: Eukaryota; Fungi; Basidiomycota; Agaricomycetes; Boletales; Suillaceae
Exons: 1
Coding region: 81-308 (75 amino acids)
Source: RefSeq, a predicted model, not a curated record
GUAAGACCCUCCCUACCGUGCCCACGUGGAGCUGAUGCCGUCAACCAGGCUCAUGUCCGAACAGAUGUCAGGUUCAUCAGAUGAUGAGAACGUUGUGCUGUGCAGUCACCCGUGCCACCUGUGUACUGCUUCCCUUCACUUCUACCAUUAAACUGACUGGAGCUGUCAAUUUCAGCAGGAACGUUCUGGGUUUUAAUGUACACUAUGGUUUGCUAAUUUUUAUCGUAUACGACGAACGUGCAACUGGUUCAAACGCGCGCAAAAACCACUUUCAACAAAUUGGCAAACCCAAUCGCCGCCAAAGCUAGCUGAUGCUGAUGCAGCCAAUGCAAUGCUCACUUCUGAUUCCUUCUGAGGCUUAUUGAAUUACAUCAUGGUUAGCG